Molecule: messenger RNA, 1038 nt
Organism: Ilex paraguariensis (yerba mate)
Lineage: Eukaryota; Viridiplantae; Streptophyta; Magnoliopsida; Aquifoliales; Aquifoliaceae
Source: the annotation of a GenBank genome assembly
AUGAAGAAUGAUAUGUUUCUUACUUUUCACAAGGCUAGGAGUAGAUAUUUGAGUAGCUACAAAGAUGAGAUUCAUCCAUUUUGUUCGUUGCAUCGGCUUGCGUACGCUAUCGGGAUGACAUACAAUGAAUUACCGGAUGUUUUUGUGGAAUUGACGGAACAAAAGGUAAGAGAAAUUCAGAAAAGCGUAAAGGAUGGAACAUACACCCUGUCGCCGCUUCUCCUUCGCGCCUUCGCCAGAAAGGGAGACCAAAAGCCUGGGUUCUUCCACACCUUUCCAGCCAAGGAUGAGUCAAAUCUCUAUUUGGGCAUCAAUCCUACACUAGAAGACAGCCUUGUGCUAACGGCGCUCGGGCGUAUGUUAAACCUUCAUUUUCUCAGGGUAAACCUUUUCACUGAUAAAUCCUUUGGUUUGCGAACAACACCAAAUGCAUUUUAUAGUACAGUAUGCGCGAGAGGCAAGGUCUUAAGGCUUUAUAAAUGCGACCUAACAAUCUCCCUGAGGACAAUAAAUCGAGAGAGUCUUUUGUUGAACCUGUCACAUAUAGUGAAGGAUGGGGCUAUUAUUGAAUUCGUCGACAAAUUCCUGUCCGUGCCAAUCUUGGAUCAAAGUGGAAGAGACUUCACUGCCGAGAUGGGAUGUAGUAUCCCAACCGUGGGACUUCUAACACAUGUACUACUCAAUUUUGCCUUAACCGAGUUCGAUAAGGAGUUUCAGCGUGCAUUUCCUGGGGUAGACUAUAGUAGGUAUAUACAUGAAGUUUUUCUUUCUUGCCCCAAGAUAAGCACAUCUAAUACUUGUUCAAGUAAGCAAGGAAAGACCUUGGAAAGCGAGGCAAUGCAAUUGUCGUUGGAAAGCGAGGCAAUGCAAUUGUCGUUCUUCGACGAACAACAAGUACUCAGCUUAUUGGACCAACUCCAUUUGGCUGGUAAAAUCCUUUCUAUUGGACCGGGAGACGCACCUGUGCCUUGUUAUGGCGGUCUAGUUUGUGUCAGCCAAGACGGCAAAAUCAAAGUGAAGGAAAAGAUCUUAGAUUAG